CGCUGCGCAAGGUAGACGAAAGAAGGUCUUCACUUCUCGUCUGCACAUCCGUCUGUGCACCACUGGGAAUACAAACUACACAAGGCGCCAAAAGGACAUCUCCUCGGCGACUGCCAGUCAACUCUCGCUCACUACCUGCUCUCGCACGUUGGCCCGCGAUCAAGUUACAAGCUCGCAGUGAUCCGGCCGGCCCCUACUUGGCAUCUGUUCUCCUCGACACAGAACAAACCAAGCCACUGCCCACUGCAGCACACACCCAGCGGACAGCCAUACCAAGCAUUGCGGGCACGACAAACCGAGACUUUUGCUGUCGAUCGCUCGCUAUAAUCCCCCGAGUCCCUGUCGCAACGACGGCCUGAACGCAGCAACAGUCCCGCGUGCCACCCCACCGCGACUUUCCCUCGACACCUCCUUCCCAUCCGCCUUAUUCCCCCAUCUCCCCCCCCGAUAAAUUCACACGCACACAUACAUAGCUCACCUCCCGUCACAAUCUCCCGAUUAUCACGACUGGAUCCACGAGCAUCCACCUCUCCUGCCAAAACUUUUCCCGGCAUCCACCUGGGUCUCAGCAGCAACGCCCAUCUCUGGCUGAGCCCUCUGCUGGAUCGUCGCGUCAUCGUACGCAAAGAUAAUAUAACCUGCAAGCACAAGCCUCACAAUGUCCUAUACGAACGAGGUACCCCUCUCUCCUCGGCGCAGUAUCCCUCCCAGCGACCCUCCCAAUCACUCGCGAGCUCGCCGAGGCCCCGAUACUGCCGCUUCAGGUAUCGAUGCAGAACAUCUCCCCCGACAACAGUUCUUUCCUGAAGGUAGCGAUGGAGACGAGGAUUUUGAUGAGGAGGACGAAGGUGAUGAUGCGGAUGUCUUUGCCUUCAGUCGGCCGGUGACUGCUGCCCAGCCUGGCGGAGUCAAGGCAUCUGGGUAUGGUAUAGCACCAGCGCCGGUUGCUGCCAGGCCAAACACCGGAAGGCCUGCAACCGGUGCUGUGAGCUGGGCGCCCUCUCCUUUGGAGGAGACCCACGAGUCUACUGAGCAUGUUGGGUCAAGCACAGGACCUGGUACCAUCUCCUACGGCGAUGUACCUACUCUUCCUCUGCAAGACACGCCACGAUCCGUCAAUCCCAACCCUCAGAAAAAGGACAAUGUGCCCACCCCGACUGGUGUCAUCGACAUUGGUGGUCAUCUCCCCGAUACCACCUACGACAAGGCCAAUCCUCCUCCCUUCUCUGGUAGGAACAACCCCAACAAUUCUAGUUUCGCUAGUUUCGCCUUCAACAUGAGCAACCCUCCAAAGGCCCGACGGCCCAGGACCGGGCAGAGUCUUUUGGACAAAAUCCAACGUCGGAGAAAACCCGAGACGGGAGAGUCUAGCAUCACGACGACGACUGGUCUUACGGGUGGAGCAGGGGAACACGAUGCGGAUGGCUUUUCUGAUAUUGCCUCCCUUCCCGGUAUCAACGAGAUUGUCCCCCACUCGGCUCGAAGACGUUCCAGCAAUACUAAGAGUAUCAUGUCUGGCUCGUCCUUUGUCACAGAGUCAGAGGUCACCAGUGACGACCGGCAUACUCGCCGAAGCAGGCAGUUCAGUCGAGGAAGUAUCGGGUUGACAGAGAUGACCGGGGACAUGACUGUGCCGGAUGGCAAGACGACGUGGGGCGAUGGCUAUGGGGGCAGAAAGGGUGAAGAAGUUGAGGGAGACAGUAUGGCGGAUCUGGAUAUGGAUAUGGUCGAAGAAGAUAGUCCUUAUCCUGAAGUGCGAGCUUCAGUAUCGAAUAUAGACGAUCCAGACAUGCCUGCUAUGACCUUCCGAGCAUGGUUUCUAGGAAUACUUUUCACCAUUCUUGCGUCUGCGUGUAAUACUUAUUUCCAUUUCCGUACCCCUGCCCCUUAUAUAUCUCCUCUCAUUGUCCAAGUUUGUGCCUAUCCUGUCGGCAAAUUCUUCGCCUGGUGUCUUCCUAUCAACGACUACGCUCUUCCCCGCUGGCUCGGUGGCGCCGAGUUCAGUUUGAACCCGGGACCGUUCAAUAUCAAGGAGCAUACCAUCAUUGUCAUGAUGGCCAAUGUCGCCAUUGGUCCCGCCUAUGCCCUUUACGCCACCGUUUCCAGCGAACUGUAUUACGGCCACAACUGGGGCAUUGGUUUCUCCAUCAUGUUCCUUUUGGCGACACAGAUGACAGGUUUCAGUCUUGCGGGUAUCUGCCGUAGAUUCGUCGUCUGGCCUGCGUCCAUGAUCUGGCCUGCCAACUUGGUAGUCGCUACCAAUUUGAAUACCUUCCAUGCUGAAGAAGAUGGUUUCACCGGUGGUAUGAGUCGUUUCAAGUUCCUCAUCAUUUGCGGCUCCAGCGCUUUCAUCUGGUACUUUUUCCCGGGAUUCAUCUUCACCUCGCUGUCAUACUUUUCCUGGGUGUGUUGGAUCGCUCCAAACAACAACGUCGUCAAUGAGCUCUUUGGAGUCUCUACCGGAUUGGGCAUGGGUCUCCUCACCUUUGACUGGACCCAGGUGACUUGGAUUGGUUCUCCUCUGACCACUCCUUGGUGGGCCUCUGUCAACAUCGGUGUCGGUUUCGUGCUCUUCUACUGGAUCCUCACGCCAAUCCUCUACUACACCAACGUUUGGGAAACGGCAUACCUUCCCAUCAGCGUCACUCAAGCAGCCGAUCGCUUCGGCUCGACGUACGACAUCUACAACAUCCUCACCGAGGACAUCACCCUCAACCAGACUGCUUACGCCGAAUACUCUCCCGUCUACCUCUCCGCGUCCUUCUGUGUCACCUUCAUGGUAGCUUUCGCCCUGUCGACCGCACUCAUCGUGCACACGGCCCUCUAUCACGGCCCUAGAAUCUACCGGGCCAUCGUCAACGUCAAGACCGAGGCCGACGACAUUCACUUCAAGCUCAUGAAGAUGUACCCCGAGGUCCCCGACUGGUGGUUCCUCGCCCUCUUCUUGGUCGUCUUUGUACUUGCGGUGGUGUCGCUGGAGGUGUAUCAUACAGAGUUGCCUGUAUGGGGCUAUAUCAUCAGUGUGCUGUUGCCGUUGGUAUAUAUCAUACCGACGGCGUUCAUCUACGCGAUGACUUCACAGCAGGUGACUAUCAAUCUCCUCGCAGAGCUGAUACCUGGAUUCAUCUUCCAAGGGCAACCUCUUCCGGGAAUGAUCUUCAAAGUGUUCUCUGUCCAGAGUAUCGUCGAGGCCUUGUCUUUUAUCCAGGAUCAGAAACUCGGCCACUACAUGAAGGUCCCUCCCCAAGCUACCUUCGUCGCCCAGCUCACUGCUACCACUGUCGCCUGUUUCGUGCAGAGCGGUAUGAAGGAGCUUUUGUUUCAUGUUGUCAAGGAUAUCUGUACUUCCACCCAGAAGAGUCUUUUGACAUGUGCGUCGACAAAGACAUUCUUUACAUCUUCCAUCAUCUGGGGUUUGAUUGGUCCUGAGCGACUCUUCAGUAAAGGCUCUUCCUACUACCCUCAAGUGUUUGCUCUCGUCGCCGGUGCAAUCCUCCCUAUUCCCCUUUGGUUCUGGGUCAGAAAGUACCCUCGGUCGAUCUUCCGAAACAUGAACUUCCCCGUCAUGUUUAGCGGCUCCCUCGCCAUUCCUCCUGCAAGUGGUAUCAACUACUCGAGCUGGAUUGUGGUCGGGUUCGUGUUCCAGUUCUGGCUGAGGAGGAGGAGGUUUGCCUGGUGGUCAAAGUAUAAUUAUGUCCUUUCCGCUGCUUUAGAUGUCGGCACCGCCCUUUCUGCCAUCGCUCUUUUCUUGUUCUUGGAUCUGCCAGGCGCGUCUCUCAGCUGGUGGGGUACGAAGGUGCAUAAGAACACUGCCGAUUGGGACGGCACCGGUGCUGCGUAUUUGACUGCUCCUGCCGAAGGCUUUGGUCCCAGCACUUGGAAGCUAUGAUACAACCCCUGCUUCAUCCGUAUAUAAUCUAGUCCUUCAUUCGCCUUACAUACGCUUGAACAACAUCGCCUCGUCCCGGCUUUUCCUGUUCAUCUACAUUAUUUCCGGGGUCUUUAGUCUUUUUGCAUAUUCCCUUCUUCUGUACCAACUCGUUAUCGUGGGAUUCCUUCACUCUUUCCAAAAUCCCUGCCAUAUACUAUCUAGUUCCUAAGAAAGAGAGUACCAAUGACAAUGUUAUCAUAUAUAGUGAUAUCACUUACACCGCGUAUACGCACAAGUUGGUCACAGCGUGCACAAAAGAGGUACUGAUAAGUGAUCGGUGUGCAAAGGGGAGUUUGUUUAACUCUUGCCCGGAAUAGUCACAGCAUCGCGGCUUCUCCUAUCUUUUGGGAUAGGAUAUGAGGCUGUAUCGCUGCGCUCUGCGCACACUCGGGGAAAUGGGGUGGAAGGCAUUGCACCUCAAUCUGAGGCAUCGGAAGGUAAAUUUGAGGGUACAGCGUGCAGCGAAUGCAUCGUACCUUUUGACUGCGGCCGCGACACUUGUCUUAUAUCUAUGAUAUCUAUGACAUGUGACGCAUUUACAUCAGCCACGCCACGCGGUGCUCGACAUUCCAGAGCCCUCUCUCUCAGCUCAACAGACAACAGCGCGAUCACUUCUCGCCCGAAAUAUCCAGGUACGCUACGAGUUUAAUGGUCUCUGUUGUGAAGCAACAGACCAGCAUGCCAGCAACACGCUAUGGCGCCAUGUGCGAUGGUGCAAAGGCCGGGAGUAUCGCCCGCACAACCUCACUGUACGAUCACAAGAGACUCUAUGUGGAAAGGUCUGAGGUCGUCCAGCAUCGUCUGAAGCUCGCGCACGAUACGAUCGUUUCGCUUGACUAUCAGUUCUUCGUCGGGAAAGGUGGUAAGCGCCCGUUCUAUGAAUUCGCGCUCAUAUAUUUCGGGCGUGUCCCCGAUAUGCGUGGUCUCAACCCUGCCGAGUUUGGAGUAGAGUCGGAAUGGAUGGGUUGAGGGACGAUAUUGUCGGGAAGGCCGAGCGGGUGGUAAGUGGCCAGCCAGUGGCGUACAGUCGGCGGGCCGGUCUGUAGAUCCUUGAAGAGGGUUCAUGAGGGGUGUGUACUUCCUGGGAGGAAGGGUGGGUAGAGAAGAGGGGAUAUGCUUUGGACAAGAGAUGGAGAGAAAGCAGAGAGAAGACAGAAGAAAGAAGUUGCGCCGCUGGUGGAAGCUCAGGGA
Molecule: messenger RNA, 5122 nt
Organism: Cryptococcus amylolentus CBS 6039
Lineage: Eukaryota; Fungi; Basidiomycota; Tremellomycetes; Tremellales; Cryptococcaceae
Product: OPT family small oligopeptide transporter
Exons: 10
Coding region: 659-3889 (1076 amino acids)
Biological process (GO): transmembrane transport
Molecular function (GO): oligopeptide transmembrane transporter activity
Source: RefSeq, a predicted model, not a curated record